Molecule: messenger RNA, 2962 nt
Organism: Symphalangus syndactylus (siamang)
Lineage: Eukaryota; Metazoa; Chordata; Mammalia; Primates; Hylobatidae
Gene: SLC3A1
Product: solute carrier family 3 member 1
Biological process (GO): carbohydrate metabolic process; amino acid transport
Source: RefSeq, a predicted model, not a curated record
ACUCUUCCACCUCCCUUACUGCAGGAAGGCACUCCGAAGACAUAAUCGGUGAGACAUGGCUGAAGAUAAAAGCAAGAGAGACUCCAUCAAGAUGAGUAUGAAGGGAUGCCAGACAAACAACGGGUUUGUCCAUAAUGAAGACAUCCUGGAGCAGACCCCGGAUCCAGGCAGCUCAGCAGACAACCUGCAGCACAGCAUCAGGAGCAUCCUUGGCUCCCAGGAGCCCGACUUCAAGGGCGUUCAGCCCUACGCGGGGAUGCCCAAGGAGGUGCUGUUCCAGUUCUCUGGCCAGGCCCGCUACCGCAUACCCCGGGAGAUCCUCUUCUGGCUCACAGUGGCUUCUGUACUGGUGCUCAUCGCGGCCACCAUAGCCAUCAUUGCCCUCUCUCCAAAGUGCCUAGACUGGUGGCAGGAGGGGCCCAUGUACCAGAUCUACCCAAGGUCUUUCAAGGACAGUAACAAGGAUGGGAACGGAGAUCUGAAAGGUAUUCAAGAUAAACUGGACUACAUCACAGCUUUAAAUAUAAAAACUGUUUGGAUUACUUCAUUUUACAAAUCGUCCCUUAAAGAUUUCAGAUAUGGUGUUGAAGAUUUCCAGGAAGUUGAUCCCAUUUUUGGAACGAUGGAAGAUUUUGAGAAUCUGGUUGCAGCCAUACAUGAUAAAGGUUUAAAAUUAAUCAUCGAUUUCAUACCAAACCACACAAGUGAUAAACAUAUUUGGUUUCAAUUGAGUCGGACACGGACAGGAAAAUAUACUGAUUAUUAUAUCUGGCAUGACUGUACCCAUGAAAAUGGCAAAACCAUUCCACCCAACAACUGGCUAAGUGUAUAUGGAAACUCCAGUUGGCACUUUGAUGAAGUGCGAAACCAGUGUUAUUUUCACCAGUUUAUGAAAGAGCAACCUGAUUUAAAUUUCCGCAAUCCUGAUGUUCAAGAAGAAAUAAAAGAAAUUAUACGGUUCUGGCUCACAAAGGGUGUUGAUGGUUUUAGUUUUGAUGCUGUUAAAUUCCUCCUAGAAGCAAAGCAUCUGAGAGACGAGAUCCAAGUAAAUAAGACCCAAAUCCCGGACACGGUCACACAAUACUCGGAGCUGUACCAUGACUUCACCACCACGCAGGUGGGAAUGCACGACAUUGUCCGCAGCUUCCGGCAGACCAUGGACCAAUACAGCACAGAGCCUGGCAGAUACAGGUUCAUGGGGACUGAAGCCUAUGCAGACAGUAUUGACAGGACCGUGAUGUACUAUGGAUUGCCAUUUAUCCAAGAAGCCGAUUUUCCCUUCAACAAUUACCUCACCAUGCUAGACACUGUUUCUGGGAACAGCGUGUAUGAGGUUAUCACAUCCUGGAUGGAAAACAUGCCAGAAGGAAAAUGGCCUAAUUGGAUGAUUGGUGGACCAGACAGGUCCCGGCUGACUUCGCGUUUGGGGAAUGAGUAUGUCAACGUGAUGAACAUGCUUCUUUUCACACUCCCUGGAACUCCUAUAACUUACUACGGAGAAGAAAUUGGAAUGGGAAAUAUUGUACCCACAAAUCUCAAUGAAAGCUAUGAUACUAAUACCCUUCGCUCAAAGUCACCAAUGCAGUGGGACAAUAGUUCAAAUGCUGGUUUUUCUGAAGCUAGUCACACCUGGUUACCUACCAAUUCAGAUUACCACACUGUGAAUGUUGAUGUCCAAAAGAUUCAGCCCAGAUCGGCUUUGAAGUUAUAUCAAGAUUUAAGUCUACUUCAUGCCAAUGAGCUACUCCUCAACAGGGGCUGGUUUUGCCAUUUGAGGAAUGACAGCCACUAUGUUGUGUACACAAGAGAGCUGUAUGGCAUAGACAGAAUCUUUAUCGUGGUUCUGAAUUUUGGAGAAUCAACACUGUUAAAUCUACAGAAUAUGAUUUCGGGCCUCCCUGCUACAAUGAGAAUAAGGUUAAGUACCAAUUCUGCCAACAAAGGCAGUAAAGUUGAUACAAGUGGCAUUUUUCUGGACAAGGGAGAGGGACUCAUCCUUGAACACAACACGAAGAAUCUCCUUCAUCGCCAAACAGCUUACAGAGACAGAUGCUUUAUUUCCAAUCGAGCAUGCUAUUCCAGUGUAUUGAACAUACUGUAUACCUCGUGUUAGGCACCUUUAUGAAGAGAUGAAGACACUGGCACUUCAUUGGGAUUGUAAGCAUUUGUAAUAGCUUCAUGUACAGCGUGCUGCUUGGUGAACAAUCAUUAAUUCGAUACUUCUGUAGCUUGAAUGUAACUGCUUUAAGAAAGGUUCUCAAAUGUUUUGAAAAAAAUAAAAUGUUUAAAAGUAAAUUAUCGCUUAUAGGAGCUUAUAACUUUAUUCAGAUAGUAUCAAUUAGGGAUGAUCAGAACACAUUAGGACCCCAGAUUAUUCAAAAACUUUAAUGAAUUUUAAGGGGAAGAAUUUUAUCUUUUCCCUUAAAAUGCAGUCAUAGAAAUUGGAGGAUGACUCACUGCCACAGUGUCUAAAAGCAUUUGCUAGCAAAGAGGCAGGACACUGAUUUGUAAACUGCUCAACUCUUCUGACUGGAAGGGAGCCUAGAAUUCUGCUAUCACCAAUCCUUCCCUUCCCUCUACUCUAUGUCCUUCUAAGGAGCAUGAUUUGAAAACUACUUUCCUAGGUUAAUGGACAUGUGCAUCAAUGGAGAGAACAGUAUAAGCAAGUGGGAUGUAGACUACGCAAAAUUUAGAUGGAGAAGCACAUUUUAAAAAAUUAAUAACUUAAAAAUCUCAAGUUAUUAAUUUUUUUUUUGCUAACUCAAUUGGAAGUAAGACUAUGAAAUAUUUCAGUGUGUUUCCAAUUCCAAGUUGAAUAUAGUGUUUCAGAAUUUCAGGUAUUUCUUAAGAUCCUCGAAAACACUGGUGCUGUCAAGUCCAAGUUCCUCGUACAGGAAUUUAAUUUGGGCUGUAAUCUAAAAGAAACACAUUUAAAAAAUUAAAUAGAAGGCCUUUGUAAAAA